UUGUCAAUAUUCAUGCAGGCAGCGGUGACCGUACACAUUGACGAAUGGACCGGAUUACUUUUACAACAUCAAAUAUUCGAGCUAGGCCGAGGCAUGAAAAGUCGACGGGCCUUUUCAACGGAUAGUGACAUUUUGAAGGUUAUUAGAAUGUUACGUCAGUUACAACAUAGUUUCUGCAACAUAUACAUGACGUCUCGAGAUUCGAAAAUGGCUCUCUAACACGGUUUUGUGGAGGGUGUGGUCCAUUUAACAAAAAGCUGUGGAGCCCAGCAGGCAGGAUGGAGAAAAAGAAACGCACAAUCCGGAUUAUUGAAUGGGAAGACCUGGACAAAAAGAAGUUUUACUCCCUGGGCAUUUUCAUGACCAUGACCACACGGGCUACGGUCUACCCGUUCACCCUCAUCCGCACUCGGCUGCAGGUUCAGAAGGGCAAGUCCCUUUACACUGGCACUUUUGACGCCUUCUACAAGAUCCUAAAAGCAGAAGGUGUGCAAGGUUUAUACCGAGGCUUCAUGGUCAACACCUUCACCUUGAUAUCAGGCCAGGCCUACGUCACAACGUAUGAACUGGUCAGGAAGUAUGUGUCCCAGUACUCAAGCAAUAACACAGUGAAGUCUCUGGUGGCGGGUGGGGCAGCCUCUUUGGUGGCCCAGACCAUUACUGUUCCUAUAGACGUGGUUUCUCAGCAGCUGAUGAUGCAAGGACAGGGGGGGCACCUGAGCCGCUUUAAGGUCAAGCCCAAAGCAACAGCAGUGGCAACGUCCAAGGGCAAACUGACUUUUGGACAAACCAGGGACAUUGUGGUGCAGAUAUGCGCCGCUGAUGGUUUCCGGGGAUUUUACAGGGGAUACGUGGCCUCUCUCCUCACCUACAUCCCAAACAGUGCAGUGUGGUGGCCAUUUUAUCAUUUUUAUGCAGAGAACCUUUCCAAACUAGCACCCAGCGAUUGUCCACACCUCCUUCUGCAAGCCAUAGCUGGGCCAAUGGCAGCGGCGACUGCCUCCACAAUCACAAAUCCAAUGGAUGUUGUUCGGGCCAGAGUCCAGGUUGAGGGCAGGUCGUCUGUUAUCGAAACCUUUAAGCAGCUGUUGAAAGAGGAAGGACCCUGGGGGAUGACCAAGGGACUGUCAGCCCGCAUCAUCUCCUCCACGCCCACAGCCGUGGUCAUUGUUGUGGGAUACGAGACCCUUAAGAGACUCAGCUUGCGGCCUGAGCUGGUCGACUCAAGACACUGGUAAAAGUCAAAGGGACAACAAGAAAUAGACCAGAGUUAGUAGCUGGGGAUACCUGGUCCGUCAUAUAAACGAUUCAGAUUUGCCUUUUAGAAAUGCUUUCCUUUGCCUUUGUGAUGUUUUAAUAAUAAUGAAUUUGAUUUAUAAAGCGCCUUUCUACCUGUUUUGGUUUCCUCAAAGCGCUUUACAUAGUAAGCAGCAAAAUCAUCCACCACCAAUUGGUUGCACCCAUUCAUGCCAGAAGACUCACCACACAUCAGCUAUAUGGGGGCGAGGAGUGAUAUAUAUUAACAUAUAUAAAUAUAUACACACAAACACGCACAUGCAUACAGUGGCUCUCAAAAGAAUUCACCCCUUUGGACUUUUCCACAUUUUACUGAGAUACAACUUAAAAUCUAAAUGGAGUUUUUUUUUCCACCACUGAUCAACACAAAGUCCAUAAUGUAAAAUAGUAAAUUAUGCAAAUUAAAUAAAUUACACAAUACAAAACAGAAAAUAAUUGAAUGUGUUCACCCCUUUCAGUAAAUAUUUGGGAGUCUAUUUGGGUCUCUACCAGCUGUGCACAUUGGGACGUAACACUUUUUUGCCCAUUCUUAAAAAAUUAUUCAAAAUCUUUCAAGUUGGAUUGGGACCUGUGGUAAACAGCAAUUUUCAACUCUUUCCACAUAUUCUCAAAUGCAUUGAGGUCCAGUCUUUUUCAUGUUUUUAAGGCAUUUUAGUGUGGCUUUCACUUUAUAUUUGGGGUAAUUGUCUUGCUGGAAGAUGAAACUUCUACCAAGACUUCAGCAGGUUUUCUUCCAGGAUUUGUCAGUACUUUGCUGCAUCCAUUUCAUCUUCACAGGCUUUCCAGGCCCUGUUUCAGAGAAACAUCCCAUAACAGGAUGCUGCCACCACCAUGCUUUAUGGGAGGGAUGGUUGUGCAGUAAGGCUUGAACCAAACAUAGCGCUUUGCGUUGAGGACAAGAAGCUCUAUGUUGGUCUUAUCAGCCCAUAGAAUCAUAUUCCACUUGAUCUCAGAAUCUCUGUCAUGCCUUCUGGCAAACUCCCAGCAAAAUGUUUUUCUUUUUGACACUCCCAUAAAGGCAACUUUUGUGAAGCAAACAGCACCUGGGAUGUUGUUGCAGUAUGCACAGUGUCUGCUUUAUAGUUGCCAUAUGCCUCUUGUUGGCCUCCCUGCCUAGUGUUUGGAUACUCUGUUUUUGAGAUGGCCUGUUCUAGAAGGUUGUACAGUUUAUAUUCAUAUAAUGUUUUACAGUUAAUAUAGUGCCUUAUUCUACUAACCAACUGGUGGUCAUCCCAGAGACUGGUGUAUUUCACCUGAAAUCAUUUGAUAUGUGUAAUUGUACAGAGGUGGACUCCUUUGAAAUUAUGAUGUGACUUCUAAAGACAAUUGUUUGUACCAAAGCUCAUUCAGCUGUGCCACAGCAAGGGGGGUGACCACUUACACAUUCACUAUUUGUUUUAUAUUUGUAAAUAAAUUUACAACAAUUUGAAGAUUCAAUGACAUGGCUGGUUUCUAGUGUUACUGAUUAAAUCCAUUUAGAUUUUAUGCUGUAACAUUGAAAUCUGGAAAAGUCACAGAGGGGUUAAUACUUUUGAGAGCUACUGUAUGUCUAUACAUAUGGGAGGCUGGGGAAUUUUAUCAUUGUGUUUUGAGGUAACUGGAGAAAUUGUUACUUUUGUUUUCAAGGAAUAUAUGUGUAUAUAUUUUGUCAGUCUGUAAGAGUUGUCUAGCGAAGGAGAAGUUAACUUUGGUAGACAUUCAAUUUAAAGAUUGAGAAUUAAUUCAUCCUUCAUACCUGGUAAAUAUGCCUAACACUCUUGCAGGGGGAAAUGUUGGUGGAUAAUGUAGCUCCAUUAUACAUAAUGAAUGACCAACUGCCUCUAUUUAAUGUACAGACAGUACCACCUACUCCUGAUGCAAUAUACCAUAAAGACGGGUUGUAAUGAUCAUUUAUACAGUAAUGCAUUCUGGGAAUUAAAUACCAUUAAAUAUCACGAUGCAAGGCAAUUAGUUCAGUCUGUUCGCAGCCAUCUGCAACAUUGGCUGCUAAACUGUUGCAUCAGCAGUAAGCCCAACAUGAGCCAACUGGAGGCAAGUCGGGAACCACUUGUGUGGUUUUCCAUCUUAGCACUGUCAGUAUAGUUAUUGUUUAUACGCGUUUCUAAAAAUGUCAAUUGUACUCCAAACUACCAUAUUACACAUUCACACAAGUGUUCAGUUCAUUGGUUAGAGAGGAGUUUGAAACUCAUAAAAGCUCCCUUGUCCUUUUGAAACAUGGUAUGGCGUUUCACCUUAAAUGACAACAAUUAUAUUUAUGAUUUGUACAUUUCAUGAAUAUUGUGCAGAUUUUGUGAAAUUGUUGUUUUUAACGUAUCCUCCUGUUUCCUGUAAGAGUUGUAGAUGGAUUUAUGUUGUACAUUUGUGAAAUUAAGUUUGUUCUGUAGUCAGAUUUGCCCAUCUAUUCAUACAUUCCCCAAAUUUAAGACAUUUGGCUCGGAGAUAUUUGGUGCCAGGCUUAAUUGUGAAGUAUCCCAAAAACCUAAUAUGUUAAUGAUUAAGAAUUUUCCUCAGAGAAAAGGUCAUUAUCAUCAACUAUUUCAGGAAGAAACAUGUUUGUAUUAUAGUUCUUUUUACACUGUUUGGUUUAAAUCAUUCACAUCAGUAUAUUUGCACAAAUGUUAUUUGAACAUGCUAAAUGUCAAAUACCAAGUGCAAAUGAUUGUCACUUUGCACAGUUUUUUCUUUUAAAACACCAGCAUCACUUGCUCUGAA
Messenger RNA from Esox lucius (northern pike), 4008 nucleotides. It is a transcript of the gene slc25a44a, whose product is annotated as solute carrier family 25 member 44a. The record is from RefSeq and is a predicted model, not a curated record. Gene Ontology annotation, molecular function: branched-chain amino acid transmembrane transporter activity. NCBI's taxonomy places the organism in Eukaryota, Metazoa, Chordata, Actinopteri, Esociformes, Esocidae. Gene Ontology annotation, biological process: transmembrane transport; branched-chain amino acid catabolic process. The transcript has 4 exons. Gene Ontology annotation, cellular component: mitochondrion. The coding region runs from base 279 to 1238 and encodes 319 amino acids.